This is a messenger RNA of Ogataea philodendri, 1968 nucleotides long. RefSeq lists its product as uncharacterized. The transcript has a single exon. NCBI's taxonomy places the organism in Eukaryota, Fungi, Ascomycota, Pichiomycetes, Pichiales, Pichiaceae. Gene Ontology annotation, biological process: vacuolar transport; protein localization to membrane. The record is from RefSeq and is a predicted model, not a curated record. Bases 1 to 1968 code for a protein of 655 amino acids. Gene Ontology annotation, cellular component: Golgi apparatus; membrane.
AUGUUGAUGGCUAGAAUCAGAGUCGGGCUUGUUUUGAUAGCGCUUCUGUGUUGGCCCGCUCUUUGUACGGCGUUCAAACUACAGAAGCCAUCGUGGAGCCUUCCAUGGGAAAGAAAAUAUUAUAAACAAGGCGAGAAGGUAGAAUUGCUGGUCAAUACCGUGGAGUCUGAAAAUACACAACUUCCUUAUGCAUACUAUAAGUUGCCGUUUGUCUGUCCUCCAACCAAAGACUCGCGUCCAGUCCACUUGUCGCUGGGCGAGGUGUUGAACGGUGAUCGAAUCUGGCAGUCAGAUUACCAUCUCAAAUUUCAGGAGGAUGAACCCUGUGUGCGACUUUGUGAUAGAGUGAUCAGAACCAACGGGUUGAAGCGCGCAGACGAACUCAUCAAGAACGAGUACAUGGUCGAGUGGAUCAUCGAUGGCCUCCCAGGUGCCACAACUUUUAGCAAACCUGCCAAGGGAAAAGAAAAGUCCGAAAAGUACUAUGUUGCUGGAUUUCCCCUUGGUUUUGUCGAGAACGGAGUUAGCUACCUUCAUAAUCAUGUUAUGUUGGUUAUUAGAUGGCACAAAGAGAGCGGAAAGACUGACCAAAAGGCUAUUGUCGGAUUUGAGGUUUAUCCAAAGUCUGUUUCCGAUUUCCGCUGCCCUGGUGCAUCCAAGAAUUACGCCAACUUUGCCAUUAAUCCAAAUGCUAAGGACAAGGUGGUGGUGCCUUUCACAUACUCUGUCUACUGGCGUGAGGAGGUGGACGUCAAUUACGAAAAUAGAUGGAAGAUGUUCAGAACUCCUGGAGGAGCAUCCCAUGACAGCAAAAUGCACUGGUUUGCUUUGGUCAACUCUAUGGUUGUUGCAUCCCUUGUGUCCCUGGCCGUGUCGAUCGUGUUCUUGAGAACUGUCAAGAGCGACUUCAAGGCACACUUUCCUAAAGACUCAUUCACAGAAAAAUUAGACUCAUUAGUUGGACCAGUGGACGACGACAAGAGUAAAAAGGGUUGGAAAGCUUUGGCUCGGGACGUUUUUGUGCAACCAACUUUGCCAGUGAUUUUGAGUAUUCUUGGUGGCUCUGGUGUUCAGCUAUCUUUGACCUUAUUUGGUGUUUCUAUUCUCUGCACUGCUGGUAUCUCCGGACCAAACAACACAAUUCUAACCACCUCGAUAACGACUUUCGUUAUUGCAGGUUUCUUCUCGGGUUUCGCCGGAGUUCAAUUUUACAAGACGUUCACCCACAGACAAAGAGCUUCCUGGAGAACAGUGUCGUUUUUGUCUGGAAGUUUGCUAAGUGGAUUUGUGCUGAUCGUCCUAUUCGUCCUCAACAUCAUAAUUUGGGCUAAAGACUCGUCUUUAGCAUUACCGUUCGGAACGAUUUUGGCUUUAAUUUUCAUAUAUGUCCUGUUGCAGAUCCCUAUCUCUCUUCUGGGUGGUUACAUCUCCCAGAAGGUGGAUGUUCUGGGAAGACUCAUCAAGGAGAAGCCAAGAACUACCGAGAAACACACCGAAAUCUUGAAAGCCAUUCCAAGACAGCCAUUCUACAACAAACUCAAGUAUUCUCUACCGCUUUUCGGAUUGUUCCCAUUUGGAAUCAUUUUUGUUGAACUAUUGUUCUUGUUCAAGUCGUUGUGGGUCGAGAAGCUGUCCUUCUACUACAUGUACGGAUUCCUCUCGUUCACCGCGUUCCUUUUGUAUGUGGUUGUGAUUGAGAUCAGCAUCAUUUCCACAUACUUGAGACUUAAUUCCGGAGAUUACUACAAUUGGCAAUGGAAGUCUUUCAUUACAAGUGCGGGAUCUAUCUUCAUUUACCUUCUCGGUUAUUCGAUUUACUAUUUGAUAUUCCAUAUGAAAGUCGUUGAUAUCGUGUCUCCGCUCAUCUACUUGGUGUAUGCUACCAUGAUGGAUCUUAUGGUCGGAGUUUCCUGUGGUGCUAUUGGAUUAUUGGCCUCCACACUCUUCGUCUACAAGAUAUAUUCGUGA